Molecule: messenger RNA, 2201 nt
Organism: Dromaius novaehollandiae (emu)
Lineage: Eukaryota; Metazoa; Chordata; Aves; Casuariiformes; Dromaiidae
Gene: DCAF15
Product: DDB1 and CUL4 associated factor 15
Exons: 13
Coding region: 56-2005 (649 amino acids)
Biological process (GO): protein ubiquitination
Cellular component (GO): Cul4-RING E3 ubiquitin ligase complex
Source: RefSeq, a predicted model, not a curated record
CGGGCCGUCGGUGGCGGGUCGGGGCGCUCCGGAAGCGGAGGGGGCCGGGGGGAAAAUGGCGCCCAGCUCGAAAUCGGAGCGGGGCGGCCCGGGGGGGAAGCGGGGCCCGGCGGGGGCGGCGGGCGGGUCCUCGGCCGGCCCGGGCCCGCGGGGCCGCCGCGAGCACGUGGUGCGGCAGCUCGACCGCGUCAAGAUCAGCGGGCAGCUCUCGCCCCGGCUCUUCCGCAAGCUGCCGCCGCGGGUGUGCAUCUCCCUGAAGAGCAUCGUGGACGAGGAUUUGCUGUGCGCGGGGCACAUCUUCCUGGGCUUCUCCAAGUGCGGCCGCUACGUGCUGUCCUACACGAGCAGCAGUGGCGACGACGACUUCUCCUUCUACAUCUACCACCUGCACUGGUGGGAGUUCAACGUCCACAGCAAGCUCAAGCUGGUGCGCCGCGUCCGCCUCUUCCAGGACGAGGAGAUCUACAGCGACCUGUACCUGACCGUGUGCGAGUGGCCCGGCGACUCCUCCAAGGUCAUCGUCUUCGGCUUCAACACCCGCUCCGCCAACGGGCUCCUCGUCAACAUGAUGAUGAUGAGCGACGAGAACCACCGCGACAUCUACAUCAGCGCCGUGGCGGUGCCGCCCGGCGCCCGCUGCCCCGGCUGCCGCGCCGCGGCGCUGGCCCGCCCCGAAGACGCGCCGGCCCACUGCCUGCGGCACGGCUUCCUGCUGCACACCAAGUACCAGGUGGUCUACCCCUUCCCCACCUUCCAGCCCGCCUUCCAGCUCAAGAAGGACCAGGUGGUGCUGCUCAACACCAGCUACUCGCUCGUGGCCUGCGCCGUCUCCGUGCACGCGGCAGGUGACGGCGGCUCCUGCCAGCUGCUCUACGACGGGAGGACGCCGGCGCAGGGCUGGCGCCGGGGGGGCUGCGGGGCCGCGGCGGGGCCCCCCCCGCGGCCGCCCGGCGGGGCCGAGCCGGCGGCGAGGGACGGCUGCCCCGGCGCGGCCCCGCGGCCCCCCCCCGGCGACGGCGACGGCCACGGCCGGGCCGCCGAGCUCUCCCCGGCCGUGGCCAAGGCUAAAGAGUUCGUGGCCGACAUCUUCCGCCGCGCCAAGGAGGCCAAAGGCUCGGCGCCAGCAGAGGAGGAGGAGGAGGAGGAGGAGGAAGAGGAGAGCGGCGGGAGCGGCUUCGGGGGCUGCCCCGAGGCCGGGCCCGGCGGCUCCCCGGUGCCAUCAGCCCCCGCAGCGUGGGAGGCCCGGCGCUGCCGCCCGCCGCCCGGCCCGGCGUCCCCCCGCGGCGACGGGACCCCCGAGGGCGAGCCGGCCCCCAAAGCGGCGGCGGCGGCACCGGCGUGCGGCGCCGAGCCCGGCUACGUCAACUACACCAAGCUGCGCUACGUGCUGGAGCCCGGCGAGCCCGCCGAGCCCGAGGACGAGUACGAGGACGACAAGAUCUCGCUGCCCUUCGUCGUCACCGACCUCCGAGGCCGCAGCCUGAAGCCGCUGAAGGAGAGGGCGGUCGCCCAGGGCCAGUACCUGACGGUGGAGCAGCUGACGCUGGACUUCGAGUACGUCAUCAACGAGGUGAUCCGCAACGACGCCGCCUGGUCCCGCCAGUUCUGCUCCUUCAGCGACUACGACAUCGUCAUCCUCGAGGUCUGCCCCGAGACCAACCAGGUCAUCAUCAACAUCGGGCUGCUGCUGCUGGCCUUCCCCUCGCCCGACGAAGAGGGGCAGCUGCGACCCAAGCCCUACCACACCAGCCUGAAGGUCGCCUGGGACCUCAACACGGGCACCUUCGUCACCGUCAGCGUGGGCGACCUCACCGAGGUCAAGGGACAGACGAGCGGCAGCGUGUGGAGCUCCUACCGCAAGGGCUGCGUCGACAUGGUGAUGAAGUGGCUGGUGCCCGAGAGCAGCGGCCGCUACGUCAACAGGAUGACGAACGAGGCCCUGCACAAAGGCUGCUCCCUCAAGGUCCUGGCCGACAACGAGCGCUACACCUGGAUCGUCUUGUGACGCCGCCCGGCUCCCCCCUUUUAACGGGUUCUCGGGUUUUUCCCCCCGUUUCCCCUUUCAUUUGGGGUUUUUGCUGUCGUUUUCGGGUCGCGUUUUAACCGGGGUCGUGCGGGGCCGCAGGGGCGGCGCCUCCCCCUGUGAUAACCCCCCCCCCCCCCAAUAACCCCCCCAAUAAACCUCCCCCUUUUUCGCCCCC